Molecule: messenger RNA, 349 nt
Organism: Clupea harengus (Atlantic herring)
Lineage: Eukaryota; Metazoa; Chordata; Actinopteri; Clupeiformes; Clupeidae
Source: the annotation of a RefSeq genome assembly
AUGAGCCUAAUCAUAGUAGUUUUGGCAAUUACACUUAUCCUCUCCAUUAUCUUGGUGAUUGUGUCAUUUUGACUCCCUCAGAUAACCCCGGACGCAGAAAAAUUAUCCCCCUAUGAGUGCGGUUUUGACCCCCGAGGAUCUGCCCGUAUGCCCUUCUCCUUGCGAUUCUUUCUAGUAGCAAUCUUAUUUCUGUUGUUUGACCUGGAAAUUGCCCUACUACUUCCCCUCCCCUGAGCCUACCAACUAGACAACCCAGUGAUGACCGUCGUGUGAGCCGGCGCUGUACUCGCCCUUCUAACACUGGGCCUAGUUUAUGAAUGACUUCAAGGAGGCCUUGAAUGAGCCGAAU